Pyrus x bretschneideri (Chinese white pear) is the source of this 7415-nucleotide messenger RNA. RefSeq names its product pre-mRNA-processing-splicing factor 8A. The transcript is spliced from 15 exons. The record is from RefSeq and is a predicted model, not a curated record. NCBI's taxonomy places the organism in Eukaryota, Viridiplantae, Streptophyta, Magnoliopsida, Rosales, Rosaceae. Gene Ontology annotation, cellular component: catalytic step 2 spliceosome; U5 snRNP. Gene Ontology annotation, biological process: mRNA splicing, via spliceosome; spliceosomal tri-snRNP complex assembly. Bases 76 to 7119 code for a protein of 2347 amino acids. Gene Ontology annotation, molecular function: pre-mRNA intronic binding; U2 snRNA binding; U1 snRNA binding.
AACACUAGCAGGAAAUCUCUCUCUCGCAAGCCUUGUGCAGGGUUUCACAUUCGAUUCGGUUUCUUGUUCCGCGGUAUGUGGAACAACGGCCAGAUUGCGCCGCCUGGCACCGGUGGUUCGUCGAUUCCGCCACCGCCGGCUGCCCAGCCAUCUUACACGGUAUUGCCUUCUCCAGCUGAUGCCGAGGCGAAGCUUGAGGAGAAGGCCCGGAAAUGGCAGCAACUAAAUUCCAAGCGGUAUAGCGAUAAGCGCAAGUUCGGGUUCGUCGAGUCGCAGAAGGAGGAUAUGCCUCCUGAACAUGUCAGGAAGAUCAUUAGAGACCAUGGGGACAUGUCCUCAAAGAAAUUUCGUCAUGAUAAACGAGUGUAUCUCGGAGCGCUUAAGUUUGUCCCCCAUGCAGUUUACAAGCUCCUUGAGAAUAUGCCAAUGCCAUGGGAGCAGGUCCGGGAUGUGAAGGUUUUGUACCAUAUAACUGGGGCAAUUACAUUUGUAAAUGAAAUACCAUGGGUUGUUGAACCCAUCUAUUUGGCUCAGUGGGGUACGAUGUGGAUUAUGAUGAGAAGGGAGAAGAGGGAUCGUCGGCAUUUCAAAAGAAUGCGGUUUCCACCAUUUGAUGACGAGGAACCUCCAUUAGACUAUGCUGAUAAUCUGUUAGAUGUUGAUCCUCUAGAGCCAAUUCAAUUGGAGUUGGAUGAAGAAGAAGAUUCUGCUGUGUAUACAUGGUUUUAUGACCAUAAACCUCUUGUCAAAACAAAGCUCAUUAACGGUCCAAGUUAUAGGAAGUGGCAUCUGUCGCUUCCGAUCAUGGCAACUCUUCAUCGACUAGCAGGACAGCUGCUUUCUGAUCUUAUUGACCGCAAUUAUUUCUACCUGUUUGACAUGGAGUCUUUUUUUACAGCCAAAGCACUCAACAUGUGCAUUCCAGGUGGACCUAAAUUUGAACCAUUGUAUCGGGAUAUGGAGAAAGGGGAUGAGGACUGGAAUGAAUUUAAUGACAUCAACAAACUCAUUAUUCGGUCACCUCUUAGAACAGAGUACAGAAUUGCAUUCCCUCAUCUCUACAACAAUAGACCAAGGAAGGUCAAGCUCUGUGUUUAUCACACACCCAUGGUGAUGUACAUAAAGACCGAGGAUCCUGAUCUACCUGCGUUUUAUUAUGAUCCAUUGAUACACCCAAUACCCAGCACUAACAAGGAGCGGCGUGAGAAGAAAACUUCUGAUGAGGAGGAAGAUGAUAUCUUUACGUUGCCGGAUGUUGUGGAACCUUUUCUGAAAGAUACUCAGCUUUAUACUGACACAACAGCUGCCGGAAUCUCCCUUUUGUUUGCCCCGCACCCUUUUAACAUGAGAUCUGGUCGGACUCGUCGUGCAGAAGAUAUACCCCUUGUGUCCGAGUGGUAUAAGGAACAUUGUCCUCCUUCAUAUCCAGUUAAAGUUCGAGUCAGCUAUCAGAAGUUGCUGAAAUGUUUUGUAUUGAAUGAGCUGCAUCACAGACCACCCAAAGCUCAAAAGAAGAAACAUUUGUUUCGAUCUCUCCAAGCUACCAAGUUUUUCCAAACUACAGAACUUGAUUGGGCUGAAGCGGGUCUUCAAGUCUGUAAGCAGGGUUAUAACAUGCUGAAUCUCUUGAUCCACAGGAAAAAUUUGAAUUACCUUCACCUUGAUUACAAUUUUAAUCUGAAGCCUGUGAAGACCCUGACAACAAAGGAGCGUAAGAAAUCUCGGUUUGGUAAUGCUUUUCAUCUGUGCCGUGAAAUCUUGCGGUUGACAAAGCUUGUAGUUGAUGCCAAUAUCCAAUUUCGUUUGGGUAAUGUUGAUGCCUUUCAAUUGGCUGAUGGCUUACAAUACACGUUUUCUCAUGUUGGUCAGUUGACUGGAAUGUACCGUUACAAGUACAGGUUGAUGAGGCAGAUUAGAAUGUGCAAAGAUUUGAAGCACUUGAUUUACUACCGGUUCAAUACUGGGCCAGUGGGAAAAGGACCGGGAUGUGGGUUCUGGGCACCAAUGUGGAGGGUGUGGUUGUUUUUCCUUCGUGGCAUAGUUCCUCUUCUGGAACGGUGGCUGGGGAAUUUACUAGCACGUCAAUUUGAGGGGCGCCAUUCAAAAGGAGUGGCAAAGACUGUUACUAAGCAGCGUGUUGAAAGCCAUUUUGACUUGGAGCUUCGAGCUGCUGUGAUGCAUGAUGUUCUUGAUGCCAUGCCUGAGGGUAUCAAGCAAAAUAAGGCCAGAACUAUCUUGCAACAUCUCAGUGAGGCAUGGCGUUGCUGGAAAGCAAACAUUCCUUGGAAGGUUCCUGGUUUGCCAGUUCCCAUUGAAAAUAUGAUUCUUCGUUAUGUCAAAUCAAAGGCAGACUGGUGGACAAAUGUUGCUCAUUAUAAUCGUGAACGUAUAAGAAGAGGUGCUACUGUUGAUAAGACAGUUUGUCGAAAGAAUCUUGGAAGAUUAACUCGUCUCUGGCUAAAGGCGGAGCAGGAACGACAACACAAUUAUUUGAAAGAUGGUCCAUAUGUCACACCAGAAGAGGCAGUCGCAAUUUACACGACAACUGUGCACUGGUUGGAGUCAAGGAAGUUUACACCCAUUCCGUUCCCUCCAUUGUCGUACAAGCAUGAUACCAAGCUUCUGAUCCUUGCUUUGGAGAGGUUGAAGGAGUCUUAUAGUGUGGCUGUAAGAUUGAACCAACUUCAAAGAGAAGAGCUGGGUCUCAUUGAACAAGCCUAUGAUAAUCCUCAUGAGGCAUUGUCACGAAUUAAGCGUCACUUGCUCACUCAGCGUGCAUUCAAAGAAGUUGGCAUAGAGUUCAUGGACUUGUAUAGCUAUCUGAUUCCAGUUUAUGAGAUAGAACCUCUUGAGAAGAUUACAGAUGCAUAUCUUGAUCAAUAUUUAUGGUAUGAGGGUGACAAACGUCAUCUCUUUCCCAACUGGAUCAAGCCUGCAGAUUCAGAGCCACCUCCACUCUUGGUUUAUAAGUGGUGUCAGGGAAUCAAUAAUUUGCAGAGCAUAUGGGAUACAAGUGAGGGGCAAUGUGUGGUGAUGCUUCAAACAAAGUUUGAGAAGUUCUUUGAGAAGAUCGACUUGACAAUGCUAAAUAGGCUCCUGCGGCUUGUUCUUGACCAUAAUAUUGCUGAUUAUGUCACUGCAAAGAACAAUGUGGUGUUGUCCUACAAAGAUAUGAGUCAUACAAAUUCGUAUGGUCUCAUACGUGGUCUUCAGUUUGCAUCUUUUGUAGUACAAUAUUAUGGGCUUGUGUUGGAUCUGUUACUUCUUGGGCUGACUCGGGCCAGUGAGAUUGCCGGUCCACCCCAAAUGCCAAAUGAGUUCAUCACUUAUUGGGAUACAAAGGUUGAGACUCGGCAUCCUAUCAGGCUGUAUUCUAGAUACAUAGACAGGGUGCAUAUCUUGUUCCGCUUCACCCACGAGGAGGCUAGGGACCUUAUUCAGCGAUAUCUUACUGAGCAUCCGGACCCCAAUAAUGAAAAUAUGGUUGGAUACAAUAAUAAGAAAUGCUGGCCAAGAGAUGCUAGAAUGAGGCUUAUGAAACAUGAUGUCAAUCUUGGGAGGAGUGUUUUUUGGGAUAUGAAGAACCGUCUCCCUCGAAGCAUCACAACUUUGGAGUGGGAGAACAGCUUUGUGUCUGUUUACAGCAAGGAUAAUCCAAAUUUGCUUUUCAGUAUGUCUGGAUUUGAAGUUCGGAUACUUCCGAAGAUAAGAAUGAGUCAAGAAGCAUUUAGUAACACGAGGGAUGGGGUUUGGAAUUUGCAGAAUGAGCAGACAAAGGAGAGGACUGCAGUUGCUUUCUUACGUGUUGAUGAUGAACACAUGAAGGUGUUUGAGAAUCGUGUGAGGCAGAUUCUUAUGUCUUCAGGGUCUACAACGUUUACAAAAAUCGUUAACAAAUGGAAUACAGCGCUUAUUGGUCUAAUGACUUACUUCCGUGAAGCAACUGUUCAUACACAAGAACUGUUGGAUUUGCUCGUCAAAUGUGAAAACAAAAUUCAGACCCGUAUUAAGAUUGGGUUGAAUUCAAAGAUGCCUAGCAGGUUUCCACCUGUCAUAUUUUACACGCCAAAAGAAAUUGGAGGACUUGGCAUGUUAUCUAUGGGUCACAUAUUGAUUCCACAAAGUGACCUCCGUUACAGUCAGCAGACAGAUGUUGGUGUGACUCAUUUUAGGAGUGGAAUGAGUCAUGAAGAGGACCAGCUGAUCCCAAAUCUUUACCGAUACAUACAGCCAUGGGAGAGUGAAUUUAUAGAUUCUCAACGUGUUUGGGCAGAAUAUGCACUGAAAAGGCAGGAAGCUCAGGCACAAAAUAGGCGUCUGACUCUUGAAGAUUUGGAAGAUUCAUGGGAUAGGGGAAUACCACGCAUAAAUACUUUGUUCCAGAAGGACCGGCAUACUUUAGCAUAUGACAAAGGAUGGAGAGUUCGGACAGAUUUUAAGCAGUACCAGGUGUUGAAACAAAAUCCUUUCUGGUGGACACACCAGAGGCAUGAUGGAAAGUUAUGGAACUUAAACAACUACAGAACUGAUGUGAUUCAAGCCCUUGGAGGUGUUGAAGGAAUCCUUGAGCAUACAUUAUUCAAAGGAACAUACUUUCCUACAUGGGAGGGGCUCUUCUGGGAGAAAGCAUCUGGUUUUGAGGAGUCGAUGAAGUAUAAAAAGUUGACCAAUGCACAGAGAUCUGGGCUCAAUCAAAUCCCUAAUCGUAGAUUUACUCUUUGGUGGUCACCUACCAUAAAUCGGGCCAACGUAUAUGUUGGUUUCCAAGUGCAGCUAGAUUUAACUGGAAUAUUUAUGCACGGGAAGAUUCCAACCUUGAAGAUAUCACUGAUUCAGAUAUUCCGUGCUCACUUGUGGCAGAAGAUUCAUGAAAGUGUUGUCAUGGAUCUCUGUCAGGUUUUGGAUCAAGAGUUGGAUGCUUUGGAAAUUGAAACCGUGCAGAAAGAAACGAUACAUCCCAGGAAGAGUUACAAAAUGAACAGCUCUUGUGCUGACAUUCUUCUGUUUGCUGCCCAUCGAUGGCCAAUGUCAAAACCUAGUCUUGUAGCUGAGCCCAAGGAUGUCUUUGACCAGAAAGCGAGCAAUAAGUACUGGAUAGAUGUACAACUGCGUUGGGGAGAUUAUGAUUCUCACGAUAUUGAGCGUUACACCCGAGCGAAGUUUAUGGACUAUACCACUGACAACAUGUCCAUCUAUCCUUCUCCCACGGGGGUGAUGAUUGGUCUUGAUUUGGCCUAUAAUUUGCAUUCUGCAUUUGGUAACUGGUUUCCUGGUUCAAAACCCCUGCUUCAACAGGCAAUGAACAAGAUCAUGAAGUCAAAUCCAGCCUUAUAUGUCCUGAGGGAGCGAAUAAGGAAAGGAUUGCAGCUAUAUUCUUCUGAGCCUACAGAGCCAUAUUUAUCAUCCCAAAACUAUGGGGAGAUCUUCAGCAAUCAAAUUAUUUGGUUUGUUGAUGACACCAAUGUGUAUCGUGUUACAAUCCAUAAGACAUUUGAAGGAAAUCUCACUACAAAACCAAUCAAUGGUGCUAUCUUCAUAUUCAAUCCAAGGACAGGGCAGUUAUUCCUGAAGGUUAUCCACACUAGUGUCUGGGCAGGACAGAAGCGUCUCGGUCAGUUGGCAAAGUGGAAAACUGCAGAAGAAGUUGCUGCACUUGUGCGUUCUUUGCCAGUGGAAGAACAGCCAAAGCAAAUUAUUGUGACUCGUAAGGGAAUGUUGGAUCCCUUAGAGGUUCAUUUGCUCGAUUUCCCCAACAUAGUCAUAAAAGGAAGUGAGCUGCAGCUUCCUUUUCAAGCUUGUUUGAAGAUUGAGAAGUUUGGUGAUCUGAUAUUGAAGGCUACUGAACCACAGAUGGUUCUUUUCAAUAUUUAUGAUGAUUGGUUGAAGAGUAUUUCAUCAUACACUGCAUUCUCUCGGCUAAUUUUGAUUCUUCGUGCUCUUCAUGUGAACAAUGAGAAGGCAAAGAUGUUAUUGAAGCCUGAUAAAACAGUUGUUACCGAGCCACAUCACAUCUGGCCUUCUCUUUCUGAUGAUCAAUGGAUGAAGGUUGAGGUUGCUCUUAGGGAUCUCAUAUUGUCAGACUACGCAAAAAAGAACAAUGUGAAUACAUCAGCCCUAACACAAUCUGAGAUCCGUGACAUUAUACUUGGAGCUGAGAUCACCCCACCUUCGCAACAGAGGCAGCAAAUUGCGGAAAUAGAAAAACAGGCCAAAGAAGCCAGCCAGCUGACAGCAGUCACAACAAGGACUACAAAUGUGCAUGGUGAUGAACUCAUUGUCACCACUACUAGUCCCUAUGAGCAAAGUGCAUUUGGCUCCAAAACUGAUUGGCGUGUGAGAGCAAUAUCAGCUACAAAUCUAUAUCUCCGUGUCAAUCAUAUAUAUGUGAAUUCAGAAGAUAUUAAGGAAACGGGUUACACCUAUAUUAUGCCAAAGAACAUUUUAAAAAAGUUCAUCUGCAUUGCGGAUCUGAGGACGCAAAUAGCUGGUUACUUGUAUGGCAUAAGCCCACCCGAUAACCCUCAGGUCAAGGAAAUCCGCUGCAUUGCAAUGCCACCACAAUGGGGUACCCACCAGCAAGUUCAUCUUCCAUCAGCUCUUCCUGAUCAUGAUUUCCUCAACGAUUUGGAGCCUCUGGGAUGGAUGCACACACAGCCGAAUGAGCUUCCUCAGCUUUCUCCUCAGGAUCUCACUUCUCAUGCUAAGAUUUUAGAGAACACCAAGCAAUGGGAUGGGGAGAAAUGCAUCAUUUUAACCUGCAGUUUCACUCCAGGUUCCUGCUCCUUAACUGCGUACAAGCUUACUCCAUCUGGUUAUGAAUGGGGACGUGUCAAUAAAGACACAGGAAGCAAUCCUCACGGAUACCUUCCCACUCAUUACGAGAAGGUGCAGAUGCUUCUCAGUGACCGCUUCCUUGGUUUCUAUAUGAUUCCGGACACUGGUCCAUGGAACUACAACUUCAUGGGGGUGAAGCAUACGCCGAGCAUGAAGUACGGCAUCAAGCUUGGAACACCCAGGGAGUACUAUCAUGAGGACCACCGGCCGACCCAUUACCUUGAGUUCAGCAACCUGGAGGAGGGUGAUACAGUGGAAGGAGAUCGCGAUGAUACUUUCACAUAAAACUUUUGUUGUCAGAUGUAAUGCAGAGGUGAUACAAGGGUUCUUUCGUAUUCAGAAACCCUUAUUUUUAUUGUAAGAAUCCUUUUGUGGAUGAAAAUGCUUGUGCACCUGUAAAGCUAGCUGGGACGAACGUACGUUUGUGUUUUUUGACGAGGCCUGUAAAUAUUUGAUCAAUGAGAAGAGAGUACUAGUUUUGUUGCUGAAAGAACGUAGAAUGCUCGAAGUGGUAGAAAGUAGACUGCUUGUAGUACAAGUAUUUCUCUUCCAGAUCUUUGAUCCUAUUGUUGAUUGUUCCA